CCGGGAUACGUUCGGGGUAUAGCUAGGUCGGAGGAUGGCUCCUACCGGGGGGUGUCGGGGGUGGUGUCGCAUUGCGUCCUAUGUCAACCAUGGGCUCCCGCUGCUCCGAAAAGAUGGUCGACGAUCUCCUCGCAUCCUGGGGGGACUAUAAAACCCCUAGGUCCAGUUUGGCAUGUAACCGUCACGAAUUAUUUACAACUUUCACCAAUUUCCUUUACAUCCAUGACCGAACGACUAUUAACCCUCAGAGAGAUGAUCCACCUUUUGACG
This is a messenger RNA of Acaulospora colombiana, 270 nucleotides long. The record is from the annotation of a GenBank genome assembly. Lineage: Eukaryota; Fungi; Glomeromycota; Glomeromycetes; Diversisporales; Acaulosporaceae.